Molecule: messenger RNA, 2865 nt
Organism: Eurytemora carolleeae
Lineage: Eukaryota; Metazoa; Arthropoda; Copepoda; Calanoida; Temoridae
Product: WD repeat-containing protein 6
Exons: 8
Coding region: 10-2853 (947 amino acids)
Biological process (GO): tRNA methylation
Cellular component (GO): cytoplasm
Molecular function (GO): protein binding
Source: RefSeq, a predicted model, not a curated record
AGAUGAGAAAUGGAGAGUAUUUAUUUGAAAUGUCCUGUGACUGCCCUGCUCGGGACGGAUAUCUCCGGAGAUGAAUGUAUCCUGGUUGGACAAGGAUCCUUUAUCUCUCUACUCAAGCAAAACCAAACCUUGCUCAAGCUGAAAGUUUUCACCGCUUCUUAUGUUCAUGAGAUACUUCGGUUCGGAUCCGAUAUUCUUGUUCUAGGGGGGAAGAGCGUUUGCUUGCUCGAGGUUCAAGGCGGAAAGGUAAUUAUCAAGAGUUCGGAGGAAAUAUUUCAAGACUGGAUUUGGGACGCACUUAAAAUAAAUAAUAGAUUCUUUUUCCUCACCGCUCAUAACCGAGUUAUCGCUACAGACGAGCAGUUAAAUACUUUUCAAACUUAUGGUUGUAAAGAGAAAUGUAUUUUGUAUUCUGGACACUUGGAGUCAUGGAACGGAGAAGUUUGUGUUCUGGCAGGUUCAGUUUUCUCUGAAGUUCUAAUAUGGACCCGGAGUUUAAAAGAGGAUCAAGAUAAUUCUUCACAUGAGUCACCAGUUCUACACAGGUUAUCCGGUCAUGAAGGAGUUCUCUUUAGUAUUAACAUGUGCUCCGAAAAAGGAUUGAUUUGCUCCACUUCAGAUGAUCGAUCUGCUCGGGUUUGGAAGGUUUCCUUUAGCUCCGGUAGAUCCUGGGAGUCUGCUGAGGUUUAUCAGCUCCAUGUCCUAUACGGCCACACGGCCAGAGUAUUCAGGUCCUGUAUGACUGAGACAAGAUUGAUAACAGUUGGUGAGGAUUCUAAGAUUUGUCUUUGGAACUUGGAACAUGGAACUCUAGAGCGCAGUAUCGAAGAUUGCCACACCGGAUCUCCAAUCUGGUCUCUCUCCGUCCUAGGAGACAAAACUUUAAUAUCAGGAGGAGGAAACGGAGCAGCUUCAUCCUGGGACCUGGAAACCUUGAACCAACCAACGGAACUUAACUGUGAUAUAAAACCCGGAGACUUUCCUAAACUUGUUAAAUUCAUUGGAGACAGAAUUCUUGUUUUAACAAAUGACGGACUUCUGAUAUCUGUGAUAAACGAGAUAGAAUGGAUCCGACCUUUCCCCAUUCUCAAAUCCUAUGCAGUUAUGGAGAAUAACUCCGAGGAACACAUUCUACUGGGAAGUCUCUCAGGUUCUGUUCAUAUCCUUCAACUCCGCCCAGAGAUUAAGCCUAUCUUGGAGGAAACUAUAAUCCAGGGAAAGAUUUUUUCAGCCGCUUUGUUCUCGGAUAGAUUCCUUGUGAACGGAUCAGAAGGUCGGUUAGUUCUCACCAGUUUUACUCCGGGUGGAACCUGGAGUAAAAUAUCUGAAGGUUCUUUACCCGACUCCAAGCAACGUUGGUUCUCUGUAGCAAGAGAGUGGAUAACUUUUAUAGUUCUUGGAGAUAGGGUUGGGAGUUUACAUAUAUAUUCACAUGAUCUAGUCCUCCAACAAAGUUUCAAAAAGAUUCAUAAUAGGAAUGGAGUCACUGACAUAAAAAUAUCUGGGAAUUCUUUCUUAAGCUGUGGUCGAGACGGAACUGUUAGAAGAUUCCGUCUUGAAGGUUCUGAGGUUGAGCAACUAUCUUGUAUCAGGACAGGAGUAGACUGGUUGGCUAGACUAGCUCCUGGUCCCGGUAUCACAGCAGUAUCCUUCCAUGGAACUAAACUUUUACUCCAGGAUGUUGAGCAGAGCAAGCUUCUAAGCGAGGUAGAGUGUGGAGGAGGGCAUAGAUCCUGGGAUAUACUAGGGACGGAGAAACUAGUGUUUAUCAAGGAAAAGAAGAUAUUUACACAAGUUUUCAACUUUCAAGGAGAACUGCCAACCUGCCCUGGUUCUCACACUCAGCAAAUAAAUACAAUGUCUUCCUUCAGGUUUUUAGAAGACCUAUACUUGUGCACUGGCGGAGAAGAUACCUUGAUUAGGAUUCAUGCUGUACAUCCCAACCUAGAGGAUCUAGAACCAAGAUUAGUUCUCAGGGGUCAUGUUUCCAGUGUAAAGUGUAUAAAACCAUUAGAUCUAAGAAACGGAACCGUCCUUCUCUUUACAGGGGGAGGAAGGGCUCAGUUGAAGAUUUGGAGAAUAUUGAACCUGGACGGAGAACUGGUCGGUUCUGAGAUAGCUGACUAUAUGCUCCGUGGAUCUGACAAGGAUAUCAGGAGAGCCUGGAGAGAAGCUCAGAGCGAAGUUCGGCAUGAUCCUGAAACCAGAUUCUUGAGUUUGGAAAUUAUUGAGGAGAAGAAUGGAGUUUAUAUUUAUGUUGGAUGUUCAGAUUCAAUACUCAGGGUUUUUAUUUACUCGAAGAACACGAUUAGUUUACUCCAAGAAGGGAAGUUUCAAGAUCAUUGUAUUCUACUGGUGAAACAGUUCUCUCUCAACAAGAAUGGGUUCAUCCUCUCCUGCACUACAGGUGGAAGUAUCUAUUCCUGGAGAAGGAAGAAUAUUUUAUCCGAAGAUUAUCAUGAGUUUAAACUCCACCAGUCCGGGAUAAACAGCCUGGAUAUUCUGGAGAAAGAUUCCCACUGUCUCUUCGUCACAGGAGGGGAUGAUAAUGCCCUGGUCCUAUCUCAGAUACAAGAGAUAGAUAAUAAAAUAUCACACUUUGUCCUGUGGAGAGAAGACAAAGCCCACGCCGCUCAAAUCACCGGAGCUCACUUUUCAGGAUCGAAUCUAUACUCCGUAUCUGUUGACCAACGAAUAGGAAUAUGGAAGAGGGAGGAGAAGAGGGAAGAAUAUAAGUUGGUUAAACUAAAAUCCACCAACAUUGCAGAUAUUCAAGAAACCUUACUUAUUCAAGCUCAGAACAGAAACCUACUCUGUACGGUGGGAAUAGGUUUACAAAUUUUUUCUACAUAAUUUUUUUCAGAA